Messenger RNA from Python bivittatus (Burmese python), 655 nucleotides. The record is from RefSeq and is a predicted model, not a curated record. NCBI's taxonomy places the organism in Eukaryota, Metazoa, Chordata, Lepidosauria, Squamata, Pythonidae.
CGCAUGCGCUGUCGAGAGCGUCCAGAGUAGUGCGUUUCUGUGACUCUGAGGGAGAGCGAGCUGGGUUGAGGCGGCGGCGGCUGUUGCUGCUGCCAUGUUGUUCUCCGCUCGUUUUCGGACUGCCUUUCCACGCUUGGUGACACAUAUUCGCUGCCUUCAUACAUCAACAAAAUGCAGAAGUGGUGGUGGAACUCUGUUUGUGCACAGAGAUACUCCUGAAAAUAACCCAAAUACCGCAUUUGAUUUCACUCCUGAAAACUAUAAGAGGAUAGAUGUAAUAGUAAACAACUACCCAGAAGGACACAGAUCUUCAGCAGUGAUCCCAGUCCUGGAUUUAGCUCAAAGACAACAUGGAUGGCUACCUAUAUCAGCUAUGAAUAAGGUUGCUGAGAUUCUACAAAUGCCUCCUAUGAGAGUUUAUGAAGUAGCAACUUUUUAUACAAUGUUUAAUCGUAAGCCUGUUGGAAAGUAUCAUAUUCAAGUCUGCACUACCACACCUUGCAUGCUUCAAGACUCAGAUAGUAUAUUAGAAGCCAUUCAGAAGAAGCUUGGUAUGAAGGAACACUUAAUUUUCCUGUAUCAUGACUCUGUUCAUGUUGUAUUGGCUUUUCUUAUUAACCCAAUUUGUAUUUUACUCUGAAAGCAUAUUUGCGGG